Molecule: messenger RNA, 2352 nt
Organism: Nyctereutes procyonoides (raccoon dog)
Lineage: Eukaryota; Metazoa; Chordata; Mammalia; Carnivora; Canidae
Gene: TRIM67
Product: tripartite motif containing 67
Exons: 10
Coding region: 1-2352 (783 amino acids)
Molecular function (GO): protein binding; zinc ion binding
Source: RefSeq, a predicted model, not a curated record
AUGGAGGAGGAGCUGAAGUGCCCCGUGUGCGGCUCCCUGUUUCGGGAGCCCAUCAUCUUGCCCUGUUCCCACAACGUUUGUCUUCCUUGCGCUCGUACGAUCGCUGUUCAGACACCGGACGGCGAGCAACACCUGCCCCAGCCGCUCCUGCACUCCCGCGGCUCCGGGCUACCGGCGGCCGCCGCCGCAGCGCCUCCUCUGGACCAAGACCCGGCGGCUGGCCCGGCCUGCAGCGGCGGGAGCGGGGGCGCAGCUGGCGGCCUGGGCGGCGGUGCGGGAGGUGGCGGGGACCACGCGGACAAGCUGAGCUUGUACAGUGAGACGGACAGCGGUUACGGUUCCUACACCCCGAGCCUCAAGUCUCCCAAUGGGGUUCGCGUGCUGCCCAUGGUGCCCGCACCGCCUGGCUCCUCGGCCGCCGCGGCCCGGGGAGCCGCCUGCUCCUCGCUGUCCUCGUCCUCCUCAAGCUCCAUCACGUGCCCGCAGUGCCACCGCAGCGCGUCCCUGGACCACCGAGGCCUGCGCGGCUUCCAGCGCAACCGGCUGCUCGAGGCCAUCGUGCAAAGGUACCAGCAGGGCCGCGGGGCCGUGCAUGGGGCGUCCGCAGCCGCUGCAGUGGCCAUCUGCCAGUUGUGCGACCGCACCCCGCCUGAGCCGGCCGCCACGCUAUGCGAGCAAUGCGACGUGCUCUACUGUGCUGCCUGCCAGCUCAAAUGCCAUCCAUCCCGGGGACCCUUCGCUAAGCACCGCCUGGUGCAGCCGCCGCCGCCGCCCGCGCCCGCCGAGGCCGCCUCAGCAUCCCCAGGCGCGGCCCAGGGCGCCCCCAGCGGAGGCGGUGGCUGCAAGAGCCCGGGGGGCGCAGGGGCCGGAGCUGCUGGGGGCGGCGCUGCCCGCAAGUUCCCUACGUGCCCGGAACACGAAAUGGAGAACUACAGCAUGUACUGCGUGAGCUGCCGAACCCCGGUGUGCUAUCUGUGCCUGGAGGAGGGCCGUCACGGCAAGCACGAGGUGAAGCAGCUGGGAUCCAUGUGGAAACAGCACAAGGCCCAACUGUCCCAGGCCUUAAAUGGGGUUUCCGAUAAGGCGAAAGAAGCAAAGGAGUUUCUGGUCCAGCUGAAGAACAUCCUGCAGCAGAUCCAGGAAAACGGACUGGACUAUGAAGCCUGCCUAGUUGCUCAGUGUGAUGCACUGGUCGAUGCUUUAACUCGGCAGAAAGCCAAGCUGCUCACCAAGGUCACUAAAGAGAGGGAACACAAACUGAAGAUGGUUUGGGACCAGAUCAAUCAUUGUACAUUGAAGCUGCGCCAAUCAACAGGGCUGAUGGAGUACUGCCUGGAGGUGAUCAAGGAGAAUGACCCCUCCGGGUUCCUACAGAUCUCAGAUGCUCUGAUCAAGCGUGUCCAGGUGUCUCAGGAACAGUGGGUCAAAGGUGCCCUGGAGCCGAAAGUAUCUGCGGAGUUUGACCUGACCUUGGACAGUGAGCCACUGCUGCAGGCCAUCCAUCAGCUGGACUUCAUCCAGAUGAAAUGUAGGGUACCGCCCGUCCCCCUGCUGCAGCUGGAGAAGUGCUGCACCCACAACAACAGUGUCACACUGGCCUGGAGAAUGCCACCCUUCACCCACAGCCCUGUGGACGGCUACAUCCUGGAGCUGGAUGACGGCGAUGGGGGGCAGUUCCGGGAAGUGUAUGUUGGCAAAGAGACCCUGUGCACCAUCGACGGUCUCCAUUUCAACAGCACCUACAACGCCAGGGUCAAGGCUUUCAACUCCUCUGGCGUCGGGCCUUACAGUAAAACCGUGGUCCUGCAGACAUCUGAUGUGGCCUGGUUCACCUUUGACCCCAACUCUGGUCACCGGGACAUCAUUUUAUCCAAUGACAACCAGACGGCCACCUGCAGCAGUUACGACGACCGGGUGGUGCUGGGCACAGCGGCAUUCUCCAAGGGUGUACACUACUGGGAGCUGCAUGUGGAUCGGUAUGACAACCACCCGGACCCCGCCUUUGGGGUGGCCAGGGCCAGCGUGGUCAAGGACAUGAUGCUGGGCAAGGACGACAAGGCCUGGGCCAUGUAUGUGGACAACAACCGCAGCUGGUUCAUGCACUGCAACUCCCACACCAACAGGACGGAAGGCGGUGUGUGCAAGGGGGCCACUGUUGGAGUGCUCCUGGACUUGAACAAGCACACUCUGACCUUCUUCAUCAAUGGGCAGCAGCAGGGGCCCACAGCCUUCAGCCACGUGGAUGGGGUCUUCAUGCCAGCCCUCAGCCUCAACCGCAACGUGCAGGUCACCCUGCACACAGGAUUGGAAGUGCCAACAAAUCUGGGGCGGCCAAAGCUGUCAGGCAACUAG